UAAUUCCUUUGAAUCAAGACCUCCUAAUCCACCAAAAUCUUUCAACUCCUUUGAAUCAAGUAGUAAUCAAUAAAAUAUAUGCCUCCAAUCCAUGGCUCCAUAUAAACAUAAUUAAUUCCAUGGAAAUAAGUAGUGUCUCUCUUUUAAAUUACAUGAUUAUUAUUUGAUCACAAAGUAUGCCACCCUCAUAAACCAAGCAAAAUGGAAAUGACCCAAUUGUGGUCCUCAUCCUCUCUAUCUAUUAUUUCUCUCUUUCUCAAAAAUUCACUUCACUUUCUAUUUAUUUAUUUUUCCUAACUUUUUAAUUAUUAUUUCCCCUCCCAAAAAUCACAUAAAAAAUUAUCACAUUCCUCCUCCCACAUUCUCUCUCCAACACAUUUCUCCUGCCUCUCUUCAUCACAUACACCCUCCAUGGACUUCCACAAACCCCAAAACACUACCGCCGCCGCCUCGGCUGCGACCCCGAAAAGGAUGAUGAUGCGAGACAAAUCCGCCAAAACAACCACCACCACCUCAAUCAACUUUGAUGAUCAUCAUCAUGAAGAUCAAAACUCGGAUGAUCAACAAGAAGAAAUCACUACUACUACUAUUACUACUACUUUUACUGAAGAGAAGAAACAAAAAAAAUUAGGUACUAAUAAUAAUACUAGUACUAAAAGAGUUACGAGUGGCGGUAGUGGUGGCAGUGCUGGUGGUGGUGGAGUGACAAGUUGUCAAGCUGAGAAGUGCACGGUGGAUCUAACCGAAGCAAAGCGUUACCACCGCCGUCAUAAGGUGUGUGAGCACCAUGCUAAGGCCCCUUCUGUGCUUGUUUCCGGCCUCCGCCAACGCUUCUGCCAGCAAUGUAGCAGGUUUCAUGAGCUAUCUGAGUUCGAUGAGACAAAGAGAAGUUGCCGGAGGCGUCUAGCAGGGCACAACGAGAGGCGUCGUAAGAGCGCAUCAGAAUCUCAGGGAGAAGGCGGUUCGACUUCAAGCCAGAGUAAAGGGUCUAACCUACAAUUAAGGACAGGGGAUCAAGCUCAGCUAUCCUAUUCUGGGAAUAACAAUAACAACUGCACAUCCUCUUACAAACAAUUUCAGAUCAGAUAAGCUAAUUAUCUGCUUAAGUUAACCUAUGUUGCUCCCUCUCUUCUGUCAUUAUGAUCAUCUAGCUUAGCUAGUAGAACAAUUAUAAAUGUCUAUGUGUAAUGUGAUAAUCAACUGUAUCUUUUUAGGCUAGCUUAGCUUAUUCUAAUCUAGCACUAUUAUUAUUAGCAAAUUGUCUGUAAACUAUAACUUAUGUGUUGCAUUUGUAGCGCCGGUAGCCAGCCUUGGUUACGUUAUUAGCUAUGUUGACUAGAAGUUUAGAACAACAUGAAAUACCAUAUGCUUUUCUU
Molecule: messenger RNA, 1376 nt
Organism: Chenopodium quinoa (quinoa)
Lineage: Eukaryota; Viridiplantae; Streptophyta; Magnoliopsida; Caryophyllales; Amaranthaceae
Product: squamosa promoter-binding-like protein 3
Exons: 2
Coding region: 412-1089 (225 amino acids)
Cellular component (GO): nucleus
Molecular function (GO): DNA binding
Source: RefSeq, a predicted model, not a curated record